Messenger RNA from Saccharomycopsis crataegensis, 1050 nucleotides. RefSeq names its product type 2C protein phosphatase PTC7 (gene PTC7). NCBI's taxonomy places the organism in Eukaryota, Fungi, Ascomycota, Saccharomycetes, Ascoideales, Saccharomycopsidaceae. Gene Ontology annotation, biological process: protein dephosphorylation. Gene Ontology annotation, molecular function: protein serine/threonine phosphatase activity. The transcript has 2 exons. The coding region runs from base 1 to 1050 and encodes 349 amino acids. The record is from RefSeq and is a predicted model, not a curated record.
AUGAACUUUUACGUACUUUAUUGGUACUUCCUUAUCAUCACAUCCUGUCACUUUAUGCUUCUUGCCUCUCGUAAUACUGCUCCGGUUAGCAGGGCCCUUAGAUCCUCGAUAGGUCGUCAUUUUUUUGCCACCACUAAACCCGCCACUCGUCGUCAUUUCACUUCUUCCUCUUCCUCCUCGUUUGAUGGAUCUGCUGCAGGGUUCAAGUAUAAUGUCGCGGUAGCGUACGCUCCAAAACUCCGGUCUGAAGAAUUAGAUCCAGCAAAGUAUCCUGCUGGUGAAGAUAGUUUCAUCCAUGGGGCACGCCAGAGUGAUGGGAACUUGGUCCUCGGGGUGGCCGAUGGGGUUGGUGGGUGGUCGGAAGUUAAAGGAUGCUCUAGUGCCGAUAUGUCGAAUGUGCUUUGUGGAUUAGUGUCCAAGUUGUUUAAAGGGCAAGAAGUCGGUGGUGAUAACACCAAGGAUUUACUCGCCAGAGCCUAUAAAGAUAUGAAACUUGCUAAAGUGGUGAAAGCCGGGGGUACUACCAUUUGCUACGGGGUCCUCAAUUCCCAAACUGCAAAUUUGGAAGUAUUAAACUUGGGAGACUCUUGGUGUGGGGUAUUCCGUGACUUCAAGUGCGUGGAACAGACGAAAUUCCAAACCUUGGGAUUCAACACCCCAAAGCAAUUAUCAAUCAUCCCUAAAGACUUGCAGGAAAAAGCUGCCCGUGAAGGAAGAAGAUAUAUCACCAACACCCCAAGCGAUGCAGAUGUGUACAAUUUCCAGCUCCAAAAGAACGAUAUUGUAGUAUUUGCCACGGAUGGGGUCACGGAUAAUGUGUACCCUGAGGACUUGGAGAUGUUCCUUAAGGAUUCGUACGACAGUCAGGUCGAUAACAAAGAUGUGGAUCUCCAGAAAGUGACGGAUAGUUUGGUCAAUGGGGUUAGAGUGUUGAGUCAGAACCCAAAGUUCCCUAGUCCCUUCAGUCAAGAGAUGUCCAGAGUAUAUGGUCAAAAAUAUUACGGUGGGAAAGCCGAUGAUAUUACCGUGGUUAUUUUGAAAGUUGAUUAA